Podarcis muralis (Common wall lizard) is the source of this 2565-nucleotide messenger RNA. The record is from RefSeq and is a predicted model, not a curated record. NCBI's taxonomy places the organism in Eukaryota, Metazoa, Chordata, Lepidosauria, Squamata, Lacertidae.
AUGAUUCUGCCCUACACACCGGCCACCACUGUGGGUCCCUUUCCAGCUGCCCCUUUAGACCUCGCCAUCAGCUGCCACCCACCUUCUCCUGCCACGGAAAGUGCAGGUGGUGCCAGGCCAGCCUGCUCUGAAGCAGAAGCCCAGAAGGUCAUCCCCACACGAGGGCCGAGCCCAGCCAAGGAGCAAGGGCCCCAGAGCUCAGGGGGCCCCUCUGCUGCUGUGCCCACCCAGCCCCAACCUGCCUCAGGGAAGGCGCCCCACGCCCAGGAACAGGAGGGCAGCUCUGCCCUGGAAGCGCCGGCCAAGGGUCGCCAAAGUGGGACCCGCACCGUCCAGGGCCGGGCGCGCAGCCCCGCGAGUCGGGAGCGACUCAGCCUAACGGGAGAGCCUUGCAGAAGCGGCUGCAAAGCGUCGGGGAAGCAGCGCCGUCGGAGGAAAGGCGGGAGCAGGACUGGCCGCGGCACUUCGCCAAGCCACGCGCUCCGCCUCCGCGCUCCCGUUUCGCGCGCAGCCCGCCGAAGGCAAAAGCCCGACAGGCAGCGGGGCCUCGACGGCUGCGAGGCCGACCGUGGCGAGCGAAGGGCCGGCCGGGCUGCGGGGAGGGAAGCGGCGCCCGCCGGAGACUCUGCAGAGCGGCAGCCUGCCGCUCGCCGGGGCGGAACCCGGCCGGGCCUGAUUCACUUCCUGCCCAAGGGGCGCCCUCGAGGGCCGCGCCCAAGCCCAGGCGGCAACCCUCCGCUUCCCGGGCGAGGGAGCCCCGACGAGGUGGUGGAGGGUUGCGCACAUCUGGAAGUCACGUGCAAGCAGCCGGGACCGGCCCGAGCAGGAGGAAGCCGAGACCCUCCGGGAGGCGGUCUCCGCCCGCCCCGUCCCGCUCGGAGCCUCGCCCCGCGCCCACGCGCCGCCCCGUCCUCCCCCCCCGCCCGUGCCCCGCGGGGCAGAGACCCUUCCUCCCCGCCGGAGAGCUCUUCCCGAGGGCGGCGGAGCCCGCCUGGGCCCGGCCCCGAGGCUACGGGAAAGCCGUCGGGCAGGAAGCCAGGAGGGCGGGACCUGCCCUGCCCCAGCCGCGCUGCGCCCAGAGGCGGCCGGGAUGCGCCUGGCACGCGAGCGGGAGGCGGCCGGGGCGGCGGCACUGGGGCACCCGCGGGCCGAGGGAGGAGUCGCGCGGAGCGGGAAGGGACCCGCCGGCGGAGCCAGACCCGACGGAGCCCGGACGCCGCCCCGUCGCCGCCGCCGCUCGACUUCUUCUUUCUCCCUCCCCGCCCGCCCCGCUCCCGAAGGCACCCCCGGGGGGGGUCUGCUCCUCCUCGGCCCCCCAACUCCUCUCCGGAUGAAGGGAAAGAGAGUCGCCUCCCGCCCCCCGGAAUGAGGCGGGGGGCGCCUUCCUACCUGGGGGGACGCGGCGGCGGCGGCGGCGGCGGCUCCUGCGGGGCGCGACUGGCUUCUGGGGGAGGAGCGCCGAGGGGCGGGAGCGCGACCUCCCCUCCUCCUCCUCCUCCUCCGGGUCCCCCGGACCCGCCCCCCGGCCGAGGGAAAAGCGCCGCCCGCCCCGUCUGCCCGCGGCGCAGGCGCAGAGCCGAGAGGAAGCCGCCGCGGCCAUGUUGGGUGCGGGCGCCGGGUGGCGGCGCCCUCGGCCAAUCAGCUGGCGCGACGAAGCCUCAGUGCGCUGAGCAGAGGCGGAGCAGGCUCUCCCCGGGUCGCUCCCUCCCCAGACACGUGUCUGGCUGCGUCUUGGGGAGCCCAGAGCAACGCGUGGGAAGGCUCGGGUCCGGUAGGGACGGAAAGGCGUCGGCGACGGAGGCAGGGGAGAAGCCCCUCUCAGCUGAGGACAGGGCCAAAUUCAGCAAACAAAGGCCAUCGCAUGUCCUUCUGGACAGAGGUGCUUACAAGCCGAACACCAGUGUCCUGGAAGAAGCAAGGAGCACCGGCGUCGAAGCAAUUGUUCUUCCACAUCAACUUCGUGGGACUGGUCAUGCCCGGCCGGCCGAAGGGGGUUUCCCGGCCGCGAGCGACACUCGCCUCGGCCAAUGCGGCCCCGGCCUCUCCGCCGCUUCGCCAAUCAGUGCGCGGGGAGGGCGGGCCCCGGCCAGUUCCUGCACUCGAGUGACGUCGCUUUUGCUGCGUUGGAAGGAGAGCGGAGGAGACGGAGCGGAGGCGCCGCGGGCCGCGCAGGUGGGUGGGGUCCCGUCGGGGUCCCGGGGCUUCCCUUCUCCCCGUCCCCAGCAGAGCUGCCCCCGGGACCCCUCCCGCCCGGUCCUUUCUCUCCAGGGGACCCAGGAGUCCGGCGCCGCCCCGCCCUCUCUGGGGCCCCGACGGCGCGCCCCAGCCUCGGCCGCGACGGGGCGGCGGCUGCCACCGCCUCCUCCGGGCUCCGGCCGGGGCGCAGCUGGCCGCCCCCACGGGGGCUCCUGUUCCCGAGGGGGAGGGCAGCCUCGGCUCGAAACCCCACGUCCGGGGGGCAGCCAAGCCCGGAAGGGUGACCUACCGGAGCCCGUUGGGCAACCUGCUGGUCCUGGGAAGGGAGCGAGCGCCCGGCUGGCCCCUUCGGCCUUUGCGGAAUCCUAG